GACAUGAACCAGGUCACCAUCCAGACACCUCCCGGCACAGAAGAGCUUCCCAGAGGCCACCUCCCCCACCCCUGUGCUGAAGCUCUGCAUGUGGUGCCACAGCUGAAGACUCAGGAUGCCAGCCAUCCAGCUGCUGCUACUGGCCUGUCUGGCCUGGGGGUUGGGGGCCAGGACAGCCCAGCUCCGGAAGGCCAAUGACCGGAGUGGCCGAUGCCAGUACACCUUCACUGUGGCCAGCCCCAACGAGUCCAGCUGCCCUGACCAGGGCCUGGCCAUGUCAGCCAUCCAGGACCUGCAGAGGGACAGCAGAGCCCAACAUGCAGACCUGGAGGCCACCCGGGCCCGGCUUAGCUCCCUGGAGGGCCUCCUGCACCGGCUGACUUUGAACCAGGCUGCCGAGGUCUUGACAACCCAAGAGGGGCUGCAGGGGGAGCUGGGCUCUCUGAGCAGGGAAAGAGAUCAGCUGGAAUCCCAGACCAGAGAGCUGGAGACAGCCUACAGCCAGCUCCUCCGCGACAAGUCAGCUCUGGAGGAAGAGACCAGGCGACUGGGGGCAGAGAACGAGGUCCUGGCCAGGAGGCUGGAAAGUAGCAGCCAGGAGGUGGAAAUGCUAAGAAGGGGCCAGUGUCCUCAGGCUGGGAGCAUCUCUCUGGACGUGCCACCAGGCUCCAGGGAAGUUUCUAAAUGGAAUUUGGAGAACUUGGACUUUCAAGAACUGAAAUCAGAGUUAACUGAGGUUCCUGCUUCCCGAUUCUCGAAGGAGAGUUCACCUGGCCAGCUUGGGAGUAAAGAGGGAGCUGGUGCAGGAUGUGGAGAACUCGUGUGGGUUGGAGAGCCCGUCACUCUAAGGACAGCUGAAACCAUCUCAGGCAAGUAUGGGGUGUGGAUGCGAGACCCCAAACCCACCUCACCCUAUACCCCGGAGACCACAUGGAGAAUUGACACUGUGGGCACUGACAUCCGCCAGGUUUUUGAGUACAGCCUCAUCAGCCAGUUUUUGCAGGGCUUCCCUUCCAAGGUUCAUGUGCUCCCUCAGCCCCUGGAAAGCACUGGUGCUGUGGUCUACCAGGGAAGUCUCUACUUCCAGGGGGCAGAGUCCAGAGUUGUGAUCAGGUAUGAGUUGAACUCAGAGUCUGUGAAGGCUAAGAAAGAAAUCCCUGGAGCUGGAUACCAUGGACAGUUCCCCUAUUCCUGGGGAGGCUACACGGAUAUUGACCUGGCUGUGGAUGAGACGGGCCUCUGGGUCAUCUAUAGCACUGAGGAGGCCAAAGGUGCUAUUGUCCUCUCCAAACUGAACCCAGAGAAUCUGGAACUUGAACAAACAUGGGAGACAAACAUCCGUAAGCUGUCAGUUGCCAACGCGUUCAUCAUCUGUGGCACCUUGUACACAGUCAGCAGCUACUCGUCACCUGAUGCUGCCAUCAAUUUUGCGUACGACAUGGGCACGAGGAGCAGCAAGACCCUGAAUAUCCAGUUCAAGAACCGCUACAAGUACAGCAGCAUGGUUGACUACAACCCUCUGGAGAAGAAGCUCUUUGCCUGGGACAACUUCAACAUGGUCACCUAUGACAUUAGGCUCUCAUAGAUGUGACAAGUCACCAAGCUUUGUUAGGACAGGCAGAAAGAGAGGGUGUGCAGAGCUCUGGAGCAGAGAGCCAGCCAGCCAAACCCAUGCAGCUUUUCUCUGCUCGCCAAGUUUGCAUUUAUGCAGAAGAAUGUGCACUGGCACCUGGGACAGGAGUAGCAAUCUCGGGAUUUAGACAACUUCACAUUAUAAUAUCACUUUCUUCUGUUGGCUCUUCAAGGGACUUUUAACCAAAGAAGUUUGUUUUCUGGUAAUCUGAGGCAAAAAGCAUUGAAUGUGUAGUAGUUUCUGCAUGAAAACCACAAGGCUUUUUUAUAGAUGGCUCUCACUGACUAUAACCAAGAUGAAAAUGCAUACAUUGUGCAAAAAUGAAAAAUGAUGCAAAAAAUAUAUAAAAGAAAAAAAAAACAUGUAUUAUGUCAUAAAAAAAAGAGAGAGAGUAUGUUUGGUGGAGGAGAGCUUGGGGGAAACAAAUUGUCCCAGGUGCAUCCAGGGCCACCCCCUGCACUGUUAAGUCAGACAAAAAAAGCUGAAUUUCUAAAGGGGAUUCAGCUCUUGCGGCCAGCACUGGACAUAUGUAAAAUGCACUUACUAUAUUGGCUUCUAAUGCUUUGCCCUGUGAAAUAAAAUGAUC
This is a messenger RNA of Talpa occidentalis (Iberian mole), 2219 nucleotides long. RefSeq names its product myocilin (gene MYOC). Lineage: Eukaryota; Metazoa; Chordata; Mammalia; Eulipotyphla; Talpidae. The record is from RefSeq and is a predicted model, not a curated record. The transcript is spliced from 3 exons. Bases 116 to 1585 code for a protein of 489 amino acids. Gene Ontology annotation, biological process: signal transduction; osteoblast differentiation. Gene Ontology annotation, cellular component: Golgi apparatus.